AUUCUGUCUGCUGUCAAUUGUCUGUCGUCUGGUUGGUUUGAUAUUAUUGCUUUGCUAAACUUUGCUUUUCGACUUUCGAAGUAAAUACAUAAAACGUAACAAAUGUGUGCUAAAUGAUAAACUUCUUGUAUUGAAGCGACUUGUGAUAGUCGUCGGUUGUUGUCUAGAACAUAUAUUCCUCAAAAGGGAAAACCUUAUAUUUCUCUAUAAUAUUCCUUGCCUUUCUUUAGAACUACACGAUGACUGAAUAUUGGAAGUCUCAGGCAAGAAAAUAUUGUGAGUUUUGCAAAUGUUGGUUUGCUGAUAACAAAGUAUCAAUUUCAUUUCAUGAGAAUGGUAAGCGUCACAAGGAAAAUGUUCAGAAACAUAUAUCACAGCUCAGUAAGAAGAGUGCUAAAGAAUUCAAGCAGAAAGAGAAGAUUGAUGAUGAUAUCAAGAAGAUGGAAGCAGCUGCCAUGGCUGCUUACUUGAAAGAUGUUCAGAACAAUGCAGACCUAACAUCACAGAGUAUAAAUGAAAUAUUGACUCAGAGCGGUAGCAGUGAAGCCACUGUAGUUGUGGCUAACAUGCCCACCACAAAGGCACCACCCUCAUGGGAAGAAGUUAAAAGUGAAGAUGGUAGCUCUUAUUACUGGAACACUGUUACAAAUGAAACAACCUGGGAUGCUCCUGAUGAGUAUGUAUCAAUAGCUGAACAAGAAAAAAAUAAAUUAAAAGAAGAAUCACAAGAGAAAAAGAAACAGAAAAUAAAGAAGCAACAACAAAAGCAAGCUCAAAAAGAGGUGCAUAAGGAAGUUAAUGCUCACAUAGCUAGAGAGAAAAUGAGAGAGUUAGCAGUUAAGAAAGAUCCAGAACCACCUAAAAAGUUCUUUGAUUAUGGACCAGCUCCGCGCGCCAGUAAACCUUAUGGAUCCUGGACGCCAGUAGUCACUCAACCCGUCGAAAAUGUGGAUCUCCAGCUACCAAAAAUUGAGAAGGAGUUGCCACCACCCCCAGUUGUUAUGCAACCCGAAAUUAUUCAGUUUAAGGAGAAACGCGUAGAGUCACUCGGAGAUGAACCCGUCGAAUUCAAGAAGAGAAAGUUUAAUAACCCUAAGAGAAAUAUGCGCCAAAAGACAGAUGAUGAUUGAAUUAUCGAUGUCAAGGAAAUAAAAUAAAUCUGUAAAUAAAAUCAAA
This is a messenger RNA of Helicoverpa armigera (cotton bollworm), 1176 nucleotides long. RefSeq names its product WW domain-binding protein 4. The transcript has 7 exons. Gene Ontology annotation, biological process: mRNA splicing, via spliceosome. Gene Ontology annotation, molecular function: protein binding; zinc ion binding; RNA binding. NCBI's taxonomy places the organism in Eukaryota, Metazoa, Arthropoda, Insecta, Lepidoptera, Noctuidae. Gene Ontology annotation, cellular component: precatalytic spliceosome; nucleus. Bases 240 to 1130 code for a protein of 296 amino acids. The record is from RefSeq and is a predicted model, not a curated record.